Molecule: messenger RNA, 2316 nt
Organism: Leishmania mexicana MHOM/GT/2001/U1103
Lineage: Eukaryota; Euglenozoa; Kinetoplastea; Trypanosomatida; Trypanosomatidae
Exons: 1
Coding region: 1-2316 (771 amino acids)
Biological process (GO): double-strand break repair via nonhomologous end joining; protection from non-homologous end joining at telomere; interstrand cross-link repair
Molecular function (GO): damaged DNA binding; 5'-3' DNA exonuclease activity
Source: RefSeq, a predicted model, not a curated record
AUGCGUGUGCCGUCCCUCCCCAUCCUCAUUGACGAGUUUCCGGCACUCGCCGGCCGCCGCAGCGGCAGUGGGACGGAGCUGUUUUUUCUCACCCACUUUCACACGGAUCACAUGAAGGGCCUCAGCUCUUCCUGGACGACCGGCCUCAUCAUCACCGGCACCCUCACUCGGCAACUCCUACUGAACAAGUUUGAAGGACUUCGGGGACGCGUUCUCGGGCUGCCCUUCUGGUGUCGCACCCCGGUUCUCUCCGCCUCUGGCGCUGCGCACGGCGGAAGAGAGAGCGCCGCCACCACCGUGGCCCCUGUCGUAUACGUCACGCUGCUUCCGGCGUUUCACAUACCUGGUAGCGCCAUGAUUUACAUUGAAACGCCGUCCGGCGUCACCUACCUGCACACGGGCGACUUCAAGUACACAGAGACGGCGGCCCAGGUGUCCCCACUGCGCACCUUCUUCCAGUCGCACCGAGUCGACCACCUCUAUCUGGACGACACCUGGCUUCACUUGGGGCACGCAGAGCUUAAGUCGUGGCCGGCGCGCACUGACAGCCCACUUGCCGGUCACCGCGGCGCUGGUAUUGCUGACAGCGGCAUCCGCGUGCUAAGCAAGUUGCUGGACGCAGAUCAGGUGGAAGAGGCGAUCGAGGCCAUUGGACGUCGAAUGGACUACCAGCGCCAACUGCAUGCGCAGUGGGUGCAGCAGCACUCACAAUGCGAUGCCAACGGCACCGCCGAGGUACUGCCACCGUCACCCUCGUCAUCAUCAGCGUCCGCUGAGCUGAGCAGCGCUCGACUGCCAUUUGUUGUUCGUGUGUACCUGCACAACCAGUUCGGUAAGGAGAUGCUCAUCCAGCAGCUGGCAGCGCGGCUGCGCACGAGGGCGCUCAUCGACGACGUCCGUUACGCACGUCUACUCACAGUGGUGGAAGCGUUGGAGGAGGAGCGGGAUGACUUGGUGGCUUUUGAGGGGGCAGGCCCUGGCCACCUUGACGGUGCUGCGCCACCGCUGUCGGCGGAGGAGCUGGCAUGGCGGGCCUCCGGUGGCGAGGCCGCCCACUACCCGUACGACCUCAACUGCUUCGUUUCUUUCUCACAGCAGCAGCAGCAGCAGCAGCAGCGGCGGUGGGCAAAUUCGAGGCACGACCGUGGUGCGAUGCUACCACAGCAACCACAGCAGUCCGCUGGCCACCCCUUCAAUCGCUCGUGCGAGCCGCCUCUCAUCGAGGUAGUCAGCAGCCGUGCCUCGAUCGAGCCUGCCACCUUGCAAGCGGCCUCGGCAGCGCGUGGUGGGACUCCGUACUACGGUGUCGUCAUCUCGGGCUGGGCCCGGCUGCAGUCACAGACGCACGGCCCGGCGGCAAGUGGCCAGGUCUGGCAAGUCCCAACAACGCUUCACAGCACACCGCAGGAGAUCGUGGACUUCGUCGCGCUUCUUCGCCCGCUGUCGGUGACGCCGUUGCACUACCGCCCCAGCCGAGGAGAGGUCGUGAUGCAGCGCCUUGGGCCCUACCUGCGCGUGCCUUUUGUGAACAAGCACGACACCGGCUGUGGCGCACCAGCCGCGGCGACGGCGAGCAGGGACACGGUAGCUCUGGGAGGCGGUGUUGUGCGGUGGAUGCCGUACUUGCCGACUUACCUACUUCUCUCGCAGGUGGGAGGCAGCGACAGUCGAAGCGGUCUUGGCCCCUCGACCCUCUCGGGGAUGCUCGGCGCACGCGAUGCCGCCGCCGUUUGUGAUGAUGGCCUUGACUCGCUCGAGGAGAAGCCGCGGCGGGGAUUCCGUAUUCGCCCUGUGGGAGUGCCACCCCCCUCGUCUCACGCAGCGGUGACGGCGCCUCGAUCGGGUGGAGAGGCAGCGGUAGACUACGACCCACCCACCGCUGCAAUCACCGCAUCGUACUUCUUCGCUCCCUCUCCCACAUCAACCGCGUCGCUUCCUGACAAGGGAAUGGCGGACGUGUGCGGCAAGGCAAAGAAUCCCACAGACACGUCGGCGAGUUCAAGCGCGCGUGCCGAUGGUCUGCGCCUGUCCACGCUGUUGCCGUCGUGGAGGCUAUGCCAUCUCACACAGUCGUACCUCAGCACGCAGCAGUCUGGCGGCAAGCGUGAGCGAGUCAACGUCGAGAUGGAUGCGCAGAGCGUCGCCGCUCACCGUGCCGAACGCCACGCUGCCACCACGACGAAGGCCAAGUCAGGUGAAAAAGAUGCGAAGGCAGUGAAUGACGACGAUAAGGGCUGCCCCGCCGUGCUGCCCACCAGAAGGGCCACCACCGGUCUUCUCUCACUCUCCGACAUCGCCGACAACGUGCUGGCCUGA